Molecule: messenger RNA, 1799 nt
Organism: Entelurus aequoreus (snake pipefish)
Lineage: Eukaryota; Metazoa; Chordata; Actinopteri; Syngnathiformes; Syngnathidae
Product: actin, cytoplasmic 2
Exons: 7
Coding region: 130-1257 (375 amino acids)
Source: RefSeq, a predicted model, not a curated record
CCGUGAAGAAAGUUUUCCUUAUAUGGAGAGGGGCUGCAGCUCGAGCGUACUUAAAAAUCAGAAGCUCGGCGUCGCAGUCACGUUCAGACUCUCGCUGCGCUACUUCAUCACGCUCACCUGACACCGAAAAUGGAAGACGAAAUUGCCGCCCUCGUCGUGGACAAUGGAUCCGGUAUGUGCAAAGCUGGCUUUGCGGGAGACGACGCGCCACGUGCCGUCUUUCCCUCCAUCGUGGGACGUCCCAGACAUCAGGGUGUGAUGGUCGGCAUGGGCCAGAAGGACAGCUAUGUCGGUGACGAGGCGCAGAGCAAGAGGGGAAUCCUGACCCUCAAGUACCCCAUCGAGCACGGCAUCGUCACCAACUGGGACGACAUGGAGAAGAUCUGGCACCACACCUUCUACAAUGAGCUGAGAGUGGCCCCCGAGGAGCACCCAGUCCUGCUCACAGAGGCCCCCCUCAACCCCAAGGCCAACAGGGAGAAGAUGACCCAGAUUAUGUUUGAGACCUUCAACACCCCCGCCAUGUACGUGGCCAUCCAGGCCGUGCUGUCCCUGUACGCCUCCGGUCGUACCACCGGCAUCGUCAUGGACUCCGGCGACGGCGUCACCCACACCGUGCCCAUCUACGAGGGCUACGCGCUGCCCCACGCCAUCCUCAGGUUGGACCUGGCCGGCAGGGACCUCACGGACUACCUCAUGAAGAUCCUGACUGAGCGAGGCUACAGCUUCACCACCACAGCCGAGCGUGAGAUCGUGCGUGACAUCAAAGAGAAGCUUUGCUACGUCGCACUGGACUUUGAGCAGGAAAUGGGCACCGCUGCCUCCUCCUCCUCCUUGGAGAAGAGCUACGAGCUGCCUGACGGUCAGGUCAUCACUAUUGGCAAUGAGAGGUUCCGUUGCCCUGAGGCCCUCUUCCAGCCUUCAUUCCUCGGAAUGGAGUCUUGCGGCAUCCACGAGACCACGUUCAACAGCAUCAUGAAGUGCGACGUGGACAUCCGUAAGGACCUGUACGCCAACACGGUCCUGUCUGGCGGCACCACCAUGUACCCUGGCAUCGCUGAUCGUAUGCAGAAGGAAAUCACUUCCCUGGCUCCCACCACCAUGAAGAUCAAGAUCAUCGCUCCCCCUGAGAGGAAAUACUCCGUAUGGAUCGGAGGCUCCAUCCUGGCUUCCCUGUCCACCUUCCAGCAAAUGUGGAUCAGCAAGCAAGAGUAUGACGAGUCCGGCCCCAGCAUUGUCCACAGGAAGUGCUUCUAAAGAGACUGUCGGAGCCCCCAUUCCUCCCCCCCCCCCACCCCUCUCGAACACACUGCUACCAAACAAGUGGCUCUGCGUACAAGCCUCCCAACAACACUGUAUGCUGAGCCUGCAACACCUCAUCCUUUUCUUUCCCUCAUCACAAUGGCUAUGGCAUCAUGCCCCCUGAUGGGGAGGGGAGCUCUGCUGGAAGCACAGAGCGUCCCUUUGCGGUGUGAAUGUGAGGAACAUGAUGCCCAUUGUCGUGUUUGUCAUUCCAAAAAAUGUCUUGUUUGUUCACCUUAUUUGCCUCUAUGAAGGUUUAACCGCUGCUGGGCCCCCCUCUGCCCGACAGACAUGUAGUAUUGCUUAAUAUGUAAGUUAUAAUCUGAAUUUGUUUUGUUUUUGUACUUUCAGCCUUAAUAUUUGGUCCAGUUUUAUUUUUAUUUUUUUCAAGAUGCAAAAAAAAAUUGACCUUGUGAAUGGUGGUGUUUAUGAAGGUUUGUGUAUGGAGCAACAUGCCUCCGGUUCCACAAAAACCAAUAAAGCGCACAUGGCUGAGA